Lolium perenne is the source of this 483-nucleotide messenger RNA. RefSeq lists its product as uncharacterized. Gene Ontology annotation, cellular component: RNA polymerase I complex; RNA polymerase III complex. Gene Ontology annotation, molecular function: protein dimerization activity; DNA binding. Lineage: Eukaryota; Viridiplantae; Streptophyta; Magnoliopsida; Poales; Poaceae. The record is from RefSeq and is a predicted model, not a curated record. Gene Ontology annotation, biological process: transcription elongation by RNA polymerase I; transcription by RNA polymerase III.
UUUCUUCUACUCAACCAAGGGCACGCUACGGCCGCGGCUCCCACCGCCCCCAACUCCGUCCUCCUCUCCACCCCUCGCCGACAUCUGCCCCACCUCGUCUCGCGGCGUCUGCCAGGCAAGCAGCCAUGGAGCACGGUUCCAUGAUGGAUUCGACCUCGUCGACGUUCUCCAUCAUGGAGGAAGACCACACCCUCGCCAACUCCGUCAGAUUCGUUCUCAACCAGGACCCAAGGGUGGCAUUUUGUGGGUAUAGCAUCCCUCAUCCUGCUGACAACAAAGUGAACAUAAGAGUUCAGACUACAGGAGAUCCAGCAAAGGAUGUUAUGGUAGAUGCUUUGCAGGACUUGAUGGUUAUGUGCCAGCAUGCAAUGGGGACAUUUGACACCGCUGUGGUUGAUUUUCGAGCGAAGCAACCAGCAGACAGGAUGGAUAUUGAUCUGAACAAAAAUUUGUAGCUUCUUGGCAAACCUUAAGUGAAUGUUG